Messenger RNA from Tribolium castaneum (red flour beetle), 1725 nucleotides. RefSeq lists its product as uncharacterized. Bases 392 to 1261 code for a protein of 289 amino acids. The record is from RefSeq and is a predicted model, not a curated record. The transcript has 7 exons. Lineage: Eukaryota; Metazoa; Arthropoda; Insecta; Coleoptera; Tenebrionidae.
UCACUGAUAUUUUCCUUUAGUGAUGCGCCGUUUUCCGAGUCGAACAGACGACGACGCUUGCAAAGCUCAACGACGUCGCGACGCUAGUCCACGUGUUCAGCUGACUUGUUGAAAAAUUACUCAUUUGAGAAAAUCAAUCCUGGAUUAAUUUAAAGUUUUUAUGGUGGCGUCCUUCUAUUGUAGAGGAAAAAUAAAUAAAAUCGGACAGACCGGCUAUAAAGCAAAUCUAAAAGCUCUGCAAAUUGCCUGGCAAUAAGAAAUAAAAGUUUAUUAAGCCAUUUAGGCAUCGUUAAAAGUGUUUACAAUUCAACUAAUGCCACAUUAAGUGCUACAGCACAUUUAACGUACGAAACUUAAAACUUAGCUGUGUGUAUUUUUAUUGUGCUCGACGAUGUUCUGGCUGCGAUUGGUUUGUUCGGUCUUGUUCUUCUUAGCUGAAGGAUCCUGGUCGUUGAAAUCGGUGAGGAUCCGAGUGCCGGAAGUAGUCAAAUCUGGUGAAACGGUGACGUUAUCGUGCGAAUACGAUCUCGAAGAGGUAGCUCUGUACACAAUCAAAUGGUAUUGGAAAGAUGUGGAGUUCUACCGCUUCGUCCCUAAAGAGUCUCCACCGUUUCGAGCGUUCACAAUGAAAUACAUUAACGUCGAUAUAUCCCGCUCCGGCCCGACACAGGUAACCCUCCGUGGGGUUCGUCGGGAGCUAACCGGCGACUACAAGUGCGAAGUCUCAGCCGAUGGGCCCCUAUUUCACACCGAUAUCAAAGUGGCACACAUGAUAGUCGCAGAGCUGCCCAACGGUAAUCCCAUGAUGAAUAUCGAACAGACCAAGGUGGAGAUUGGCAAGAAGAUAAAGGCAGAUUGCUACUCGCCUGGGUCCGAUCCGGCCGCCAAUCUCACCUGGUUUAUCAACGACGAACAGGUUAGUGAAGAAACCGACAGUGUGAAACUCCACCCCAUCGAAAUCGAAACUGACAAUGCUCUAGGUCUGCAUUCAGCCAAAUCUCGAAUCGAGAUAACGACAAAUAGGGCACAUUUUAUUUUGGGGUUUAUGGUUGUAAAAUGCGACGCGCGAAUUUAUUCACUCUGGCAUAGGGUUGUUGAAGAUCAUGUCAGAGACGAUACGCCCCAAUUAGCACCGGUUUUGGGAUCGACGUCGUCGCAGAGUCAAGUUGACGAGAUAAUAGAUGGGAAUGGAAGUGGACAUCUGGGUUUCAGUGCUCUGUGUGUGGUAAACUUUCUUUUAGUAAUGGUAGUGUUAAGAUAAUGAAAUCUUGAUUGGUAAAAAGUGAAGCGUGCCUAAAUUUUGUUUAUUCUUUUACGAUUUUAUACAAAUUUUCAGUCUGAGCUGGGGUUAGAUUGGAAAUUUGUGACUCGUUGAUUAUUAAAUUAUUGUGGUUCCUUUUAUGAUUGUUGUUUUAUACCCAUGAUGGCAAUAAAAUGACGGAGGAAUAGAACUGUAAUAUAUUCUGUAUACAUACGAGUAAAUCUGAUACUUUUAGUAUGUACAUGUACAAAAUGUGAUACUAUUUAGUCAGUAAGGCCAUGUUAUUGUUAUAGUGGUAGAGUUUUUAAUUUAUGAACGAAAGACUAACUAAAACUUUUAUAGCAAUUUUCCGAUGGUCGUGCAACUAAGUGUUUACAUGAAGCGCUUCAAAGUCAUAAUUUCGUUUGUGUAAUAAGUGUAGAUGUUGAGUUUGUUCUAGGUAAUAAAGUUUUGAACCGUAACAA